Molecule: messenger RNA, 3837 nt
Organism: Nilaparvata lugens (brown planthopper)
Lineage: Eukaryota; Metazoa; Arthropoda; Insecta; Hemiptera; Delphacidae
Product: DNA fragmentation factor subunit alpha
Exons: 5
Coding region: 164-760 (198 amino acids)
Biological process (GO): regulation of apoptotic process; apoptotic process
Source: RefSeq, a predicted model, not a curated record
CGCUAAAAUCUAGAUCAUGGCGCAUGCGAUGAAGUGAGGUUAUUGAUUUAUUUACCAAUACUGACUGCUCAGUAGGCUUUAUUCUGUACUUUUAUACAAUUUUCCACCAAUAUUCUAUACUUUUAUACAUUAUCAAUCUAAGAAAAUUAUAUAAGGUAACAAAAUGGAUAAAGGUGAUGGAUGUUCGGAAAGCAUUCCUUUUAAAGUGGUAGAUUGGAGCCGGGAGCGAAAAUUUGGCGUGGUUGCUUCUUCUCUACAGGAUUUUGUCGACAAAGCUUGCGAAAAGCUGAACAUGACUGGUCCAGUGAAAGUUGUUCUGGAGCUAGACGGCACAGAGGUAGACGAAGAGGAGUAUUUCAACACUUUGGAGUGCAACACUUGUCUAAUGGUGUUGGCCGAUAGCGAGAAAUGGGUGCAACAAGGGCGUCAUUUGAGAAUACCUGGCGACACGGUGGACGGGGACCGGUGCGGAGGAGGGAGAGACGGAGCGGUGCGACCACUGUUGAGUCGUAUCCAUGGUGACGUGGCUCAUGUUAGCAUGCUGGGCGGUCAGGAGUUGGAGCUGCUAUCAGACAUGGACCCUGACAGUCUCACAGAUAUCAUACCCGAUAGGAGUUUUCUGGAUCAGCUGAAAGAAGCGAGCGGCCGAUUCCUAUGCGACAAACGUCAGGCGCAAGAGGCUCUGGACCUGCUCAAAUUGUACCAUACGGCAACCGUAAUGCAGGAGGACAUUGCCAACAAAAACCGCAUCGCCCAAUAGCUCUAGGUAGGCUGCUCGUGUUCGUGCUGUCUGCAGCCGCCAGCCCGGCGCACCACUGCCGACAGCACACAUUGGAGCUCCACCGUUCACCUCACCUCACCCCAUCACAUUUUUCUAUAGUAACGUUUUCUAAAGUGAGGUUUACGUUUUGAUGGCAGUUUUUGAUUGAUAUUGGUGUCGCUAUCCUUGUCCGUCAUUCGACAAAGCACAUAGCUCCAUCCCUUUGCACCUCCGCAACGUUUCCAGAUCGUGUUUUAACAAUGAAGAAAAACCGUUGAUUAUUUAUUUAUUAUCACUAAAUGUCAUUGGCUAUUACAAAAUACAUUGACUAUAAUUGUCACAAAAGUUAUUACACAACAUAUUUCCAACAAUAUACAUAACAGUUAAUAAAUAUGCUGAGCAUUUCAAUUACAGUACAUUCCUGUAAGAAGUAAAACAACAAAAAGAAAGAACAAAGGUCUCAAACUUAUAUAUUAACAAAGUAUUCAUUCUCAUUUAUAAAAACCUAUCAUUGAAAAUCUAUUUUCUUGACGUAUGAAAUUCGACAUUUCAAACAUGAAAGAAUAAAUAGUUGAGAUUACAUCAUAGCCACCUCAAAUAUGAGGCCCCGGCCUACGAUAUUGCAACGUCGCAGUGUAGGCCUAGAAUCUAAUACAUGAUUGGUGAAAAAUAUAAAAAAAAAAUACCAGCUGAUCUUUUUCGCCAAUCACGUAUUAGAUUCUAGGCCUACGCUGCGACGUUGCAAUAUCAUAGGCCGGGGCCUUUUAUUAGAUGUGGCUAUGAUUACAUCAGAUAUACCGGCAUCAUCUAUCCUCUACUGAAAGGGUUCUCCUAUCUUUCUCCACUGCCAUUAUAACGUGGACCUGACUGAAGUAAGCAUAUCGACGCUCCCAUAAAUGACGCACCAUCCAUGAAACCAUAAAUGCACCAUAAAAUAAUUAUGGUAGUAGAAGGUGAAAUUCAUCUUCUAUUACAUUCAUAGCAUGAAGCAAUCGUUAAAUUUUAAUGCGUACAUUGUUAUCCAGCUCAAAAAUUUAUGAUCUUGACAUGAAAAUGUUGAUAAAGAGUUUUUAGCAGUGAUGUGAUGUUUUGUUUCAAGUUGAUUGUUAUUUAUAGUAAUUGAUGUCAUUUAUGAUUGAAAGUUAUUGAAUAUUUAAAUUCAGUCAAUCUAUUUUCCAUUUAUGAUUCAUCUAUUUUCCUAUUGAUUUUUUAAUCCAUUUUUUAAAAAUAUAUCUGAAGCUCAAAAUAAGUAGUAAUCUAUUGCUUUCAAUUAAUACAAUACAUUGAAAAAGCAUGGGUGGUCAAGUCUGCUAAAAUUGGAAUUUUAUUCAAAAUUAGAUUAAAGUACUUUGUACGGUACCUAAUUUAUUUUAUUUACAAUUUUCAAAAGAAUAUAGAAGGAAUUUAUAACGGAAUUGUUUUCCUUUUGUAGCAAAUUCAAGAUAGGUUUUCACAUACAUGACAUCAAUUACAAAAUCUCAAUGCAAAGUAAGCCAGUUUAUUUGUUCAGUAUGAAAAAUCUAAAAUUCUGGGAAGUCUGUAAAACUAUGGAAAUUUUUGAUAUGAAUACAGUUAUAUUUCAAUUGAUUCAGUUCCUAUUAAAUUUUCCAAUGUUCUUCUAAUAUAAUUCACAGUUGAAUGCAGAGUUAAUUUGAAGGAGAAACUAAGAAUAACUAACUCAAGUUUUAUUGUAUUAUAAAGGUUGAAUAAUUUGAAAAAUAUGAAUGCACAAAAAGAACUCACAAACUCACUAAGGCCCGGUUGCACAAAAGCCGUUUAAAUUUCAACCGUGAUUAAUUUACUCAAGAACCAAUCAGAGAAGGCCUUCCUGAUAAGACGGCUUCUCUGGUUGGCUCUCGUGGAAUUAAUCAAGAUUAAAAUUUAACCGGUUUUCGUGCAACCGGCACUAGGGCUUUCACAUAUUUGAUCCACAUAGUAUAAGACUGAAUUAAUAUUAUACUGUCAUAUUUUUCAACCUUGAAUAAUUAUCAUUAAAUUGCCUUGAGAGGUUUUAAGUAUUAUUAUUUUUAAUUAAUGUCUUCUUCCUAUUUGAAAUUUUCAGUUAUUUUUUCCUCCCUCUUGGUAUUAUUUUAUCAAGUUCACCUAUUAUUCAAUUGAAUGGUUUAGUCAUCGACAGUAAAUACCAGGAAUACAGCAUGAUUGGUUCAACAUCUGAACCCAAUGAAAUGGUCUUAUUCAUUUAUUUAUCAAAGUAACUAUGAUUUCUGCUUUUGAUCGUAAUAAAACCAUUCAUUGCAGAUUCCCUUACAAGUUAAAUUUUGGUUGAACAAAACAAAGAACCUGUUGCAUGUAAGUCUUCCAACUUUUGAACAAUUUCUUAAUAAAUCUUAUUAUAAUUUUGAAUAUUUAACUUUUAGAUAUAGAAAUUCAAUUAAUUUAAAAUGAUUUCUCGCUUAAAAUUGCAAUUAAUCUCAAAGAUUCAAACAAUUCUCAUUUCUAUUUCUGGUUCACUAGCUUUUAAAAAUUUUAGUUCAUCUAAAUCAUUUGAAUCGACGCAAUAAGUUUUUCAUAUUGGAAUAUAAACUGUCUUACUUGUUAGUAGCGUGAUACAUUAUUAUCCUGUUUCAUAAGCCAACAAUUUGAAAUUCAAAGAGAAUUUCAACAAGAACAAGCUGUAAACUUUGAAGAUUAAUGAUAUUUAUGAUUAUAAAAUAUCAAUAUUAAUUUCUGUUAUUUAUCAAGUUAUUUAUUGAAAAUGUCCUGUAUCUUGUUGAAAUAUGGUGCUGACAUAUGUGGAAACCCAUUUUUAUAUUUUAUCAAUAAUUCACAUAAUUCGACUCAUUAGAACGUGUUGUGAAUUAAUAGAAUAUAAAAAGGUUACUUGAGGAUCUCAAUAAUUAUUGUGGUAGCCCUAUAAAGAGAAAGUGAAUAAUUGUAUGUUUUUUUUAUAAUUAUCAUAAUAUUCCAGUGGUAUGUUAUUAUUUUAUGUCAUUAUAUUAUUUCACAAACAAUCAGCUUAAGUAAUUUCAAGAAUGUAUUAUAUGUGGGACUACCUAUGGAUACUAUAUCACAUUCAGUACCCCGUUAAAGUACAUUUUUCUGCAGUCCGUUGAAAC